This is a messenger RNA of Dimorphilus gyrociliatus, 6023 nucleotides long. The record is from the annotation of a GenBank genome assembly. Lineage: Eukaryota; Metazoa; Annelida; Polychaeta; Dinophilidae.
AUUUCAUUCAACUAUAAGGAAUAGGCUAUAUUCUGUUUUUAAUAUAUUUACCGCUUCCAUUUCUCUCUGUCUUCUAAAUCUAUUUCUUCUUAAUUCUUCUUCUACUUCAAUUUUUCUUCUGCUUCAACGUUUAGUCAUCUCACUUUAAAAUUUAAUAUCGAAAGAAAUUAAAAAAGGAGAACCUGCAAAAAUAAACUGAAAAGACUGCAAAUAUCCUGUGGAUGAAGACAAAAUCUUCAAGAUAUGAUUUCUAUAUCUUUCUUUCGGAUGGGCUAUUUGACAAGUUGAGAAAAAGAAAAUAAUUUAUCGCAGUUAUGCAUGUUAGUAAAAAAAUGAAAACUAAUCUUUUACAUCCUGCAUAUAUAUUAUUUGGAGUAUUUAUCGGAUAUUUAAUGGGUAGUUCAAUGAGCAGCUUCAUAUGCUUUCAACCUAGAGCAAAGUCCAAUAGAAUUUAUAACUUACAAGCUUCUGAAGAAAAUCUCAGACCGAGAAAAACACUCUUUGUUGCUGUUAUGACAGCAAGGAAAUUUUUAGAGACUAGGGCAAAAGCCUGUAAUAAUACAUGGGGACAGCAUACUACUGUACAGUAUUUUGCACAAACCGGAAGUUUGAAAGAAAAUGGUCUAGAUAUUGUCAAUUUACCAGGGAUCGAUGACAAUGUCUACCCUCCACAAGAAAAAGCAUUUAAAAUGAUCAAGUAUAUGUGUGAUAAAUAUGUGGAUCAAUUCGAUUGGUUUCUACGUGCCGAUGAUGAUGCUUACUUUAGAAUGGAUAAGCUAGUUCCUUUUUUAAAUUCUCUCAAUGCUAGUGAAAAGUUAUACGUAGGACAAGCAGGGUUUGGACGAGCGGAGAAAAAAGGUAAAUUAGGACUUUCCGGUUACGCCUAUUGCAUGGGUGGACCUGGAAUGUUUCUCAGUCGAGCUACUCUGAAAGCCAUGUGCCCAUACGUCGAUAAUUGUAUUAAUAAUGUUGUCUCGACACACGAAGACGUUGAAGUCGGCCGUUGUAUUACUCAACUAACAGGCGCGCAAUGUUCAUCCAACUACGAAAUGAAAGAACUAUUCUAUUUCAAUUAUCGUGAACGUUCCGGAACUUUCUCUCAUUCACUUGAAGAAGAUAGAGAUCAAAUAGAGCACGCCAUCACUUUACAUCCAAUAAAAAAUGAUACAUACGUUUUUCGAAUGGAGAAUUUCUUAAGAACAACAAAUCUGAAGAAACUCCAUCAUAAAACAAUUGAAAUUCAACGAAAAAUCAAACAUAUUGAACGAGAUAUUCAUGCCAAGUCUAGAAAGAUUAAACGUUCAAUCUCCGAUCAUUUCAGAGUUGGUGAUGGCGAGCAGAACAGAGUAAGCAAACCACCGUCAUGGAAUAAAAUUAAGCCAAAGACUAGGGAGCACGUUAUUCCUUGGGAUAGCAUUGAUAGUCACAGUAUUGCUACAAUAAAUAAUCAAGUACCGAAGAGAAAGUUCCAAGCCACAUUUAACGAGAGCUUGGGAAAGAUAUUAAAGGAAGUAAAUAGAAUUGUUAAUGUUAAUGAAGAUCAUACAGGAUAUCACAAUGAUCUAAGUCAAUUCCGGCUUGGGUACAAACGAGUAAAUCCAUUCUCUGGAGUGGAUCAUUUACUUCAAUUUCAACAGCACUACAAAUUCCAGAAGAAGAAGAAAUCUCGGAAAAUCCAGUUUGGAACACAUCAGGCAUUUGGCAGUUUGCAAUCCCGAUUGGUAUCCGUAAAUGAUGAUCUUCCCAACAAAGGAUUUUUCGAAAGUCUGAAAGAAAAGUUCUCGGAUGGAUUCAGAAUUUUUCAAAAGCCGAAAAUAGCGAAAGUAAAUUCGAGUUGUGGCCGAAUUGGGAAGACUUUAAAUAUCGUUAUGCCCCUGUCCGGCCGAUAUAGGACAUAUCUUCGUUUUAUGAGGAAUUUCGAAGAAAUUGCACUUAAAUGUGAAGAGAGAGUUAGUAUAGUUAUAGUAUUAUCGGCUAUUGAUCCAGAAAAUCGAACUGAUGAUAUGGUGCUUCAUAUGAAGAAUUUGGCUAAGCAAUAUCCAAAUCAUAACAUUCAAUCGAUUGUGGUUCCUGGUAAAUUUUCAAGAGGAAUUUCUCUUGACAGAGGAGCUCAAUUGUUUGCUAAAAGAGAUCUUGUCUGUUUUGUAGACGUGGAUCUGAUUUUAAGCAGAAACGUUUUACAGAGAAUGGCCCGAAAUACCAUUAGAAAUAUUCAGGCCUAUUAUCCAAUAAUGUUCAGUCAAUUUGAUCCGGGAGUCAGGUGCUCUUAUGGUGGAAAGUGUAGUCUACGUAAUAAUUUGUUCUCAUUUGAAGAGAGUAUGGGAUAUUGGAGACAAAGUUCAUUUGGUAUGGCGUGUGCCUACAAAUCGGACUUGGAUAAUGUUGGAGGUUUUUUGACUGCCAUAGAGGGUUGGGGAAAGGAAGACUUGGAUUUAUAUGAUAAAUUUACCACACAUAAUGUUCAAACAAUGCGAAGUAUCGAUCCUGGAAUGGUUCAUGUAUUUCAUCCAAUUCUGUGUCAUCUAAUCACUGAACCAACUCAAUAUAAAAUGUGUUUAGACGUUAAAGCAAGUUUCAGUCGAAAAAAGAAAUUAUAUGAAAUUAUAUUCAUACUGGAAUUAUUGACAAUUAAAAAUUUUUUGAUGAAUACUGAGGACAUUGUUAAUCUUAUACUACCAUUCCUAUAUAUGUGGUUAAUGCAAAUUAUAUUACAUAAGGAUAGCGAUAACCGUUCAUUUGGUUAUUAUGUUGCCGGCGGUAUGGGAUUAUGCCAAUUAAUGUAUUGUAUAACAAAUAUGCAUUCGCAUUUUUUGGCUGAAAAAAGUGGAUUAAAGCUCCGUUCAUUAUUAACAUGUGCAGUGUAUAAUAAGAUCUUUUAUACAAGCUAUAAAGCAGAAGAUAUUGUUAAUGGCUCUAUAUUAGGUUUAAUUGAAAGAGAGUUAGAGAAAACAACUGAUUUUUAUGGUCUUCUAAUUGAAGUAACUGGAAUACCAUUUUCUGUUUGUAUUGUCUCGUUUGGAAUAUUCUAUUUUAAUGGUCCAUAUACCGUUGUUUGCAUCCUCUCUCUAUCGGUAUUUUUCAUUGGUCUAAUAUGUUUUUGCAUGAAGAAAGAGAAUAGUUUCAAGGAAAAAAUGAGAGAAUAUACCGACAAUAGAUUAUUUCUUGUUGGAGAGAUAAUUGACGGAAUCAAAACCAUUAAAUUAAAUGUUUGGGACGAUCGUUUCUUUCAAAUUGUUACUAAAAUAAGAAAAUUGGAAACCAAAGGCCUAUUUUAUUCUUUUAUAUUUAGAAUAUUCCAUCUUACAUUGUCAUUCUGUGCAUCUAAAAUUAUCUUAAUGUUAUCACUGCUAAUUUUGAUGAUCUUAUCGAAAUUUGAAUUUUCACUUAUUAGUUUAUUCCUUAUCAUUGUUCUCAUCACAACAAUUGAGUACAGGCUAUUUGUACAAUUUCCAAAACUUGCCCUAGGAUUAUCUGAUUGCUGCGAGAGUAUCAAAAGGAUUCAGAAUUUCCUAUUCGAUGAUCUAUCGUUAAAAUCAGAAGAUCCUUGUUCCCGAUUAACAACUCCUAAACCAGCUAGGGGUGGUAAUAUUUUCAUAGAAAUGAGAAACGGCCACAUCGCAAGAGAUUCCUACUACGAAUCGGAAAAGGAUAAAAACAAAUACAUAUUAAAGAAUGCUAAUCUAAAAAUAGAAGAGGGAAGAUCUUUUGGUAUAGUGGGAAGUCCUGAAUCUGGAAAGACGGCUCUUGUUCUUUCUCUUCUUAAAGAAAGACAAUUGGAAAAAGGAAGGUUAGAAUGCUUCGGAAAAUUAAGUUACGCCGCUCAAAUUCCCUGGAUAUUUAAUGCAACUUUGAGAGAAAAUAUCAUUAUGGGAUGGAAUUUCUGUGAAGAGAAAUACAUGAAAGUUUUAUCAGUAUGCAAAUUAAAUGACGAUAUUACUAGACUCCAUUUGGGGGAUCAGACGAUUUUGGGAACAGAAAUCGCGUUGACGCCAUCAUUAAAGGCCCGAAUAUCUUUAGCUAGGGCUAUAUAUAGAGAAGCUGAUAUAUAUAUUUUAGACGAACCAUUAGAGUGCAUCAAUAAAGAUGAAGCAAAAGGAAUACUUGAUCUAUGUAUCUUUGGAUAUCUUCGUCAAAAAACAACUAUUCUAGUAUCUAAUCAAAUAGAAUAUUUAGAAAAGAUUGAUGUCCUAUAUUUAAUGGAUAAUUGUAAAUUGAAACAAAUAAGGAGAUACUCAGAUUUAAUGUCUAGACCUCAUAUUGCGAAAAGUACACCAAAUUUUGAAGGAAUGGUCAAAUCGGAAGCGUGGGUGGUCUCGGAAGAAAAAGGUCUUGUCGGUACAAAGACUUAUGUAAAUUACGCAAGAUCUGGGAAUGUGGGACUUUUUGCGUUAUGCAUACUAUUCUUGAUGAUUAUGUUCUCUCUAAAGGUCUUUAUAGACGUUACUCUUGCCGAACUCUUAAUUAACGCAUCUCUAAAGUUUGAUAGUGGAAUUUUCAAAUUAUAUAGCGGAUUCUUUAUAUUAGUUAUAUUGAUUGCCGUGUCUUUCGUAGCACAAUUAUGCAUGCACAACUUUUUUAUGAAAACCUGUCAAAAUUUUCACAAGAGGAUGCUCAAAUCAAUUCUGCAUUGUAAGAUGGACUUUUUUGCUAAAAAUCCAAAGCAUGAGAUCCUCUCUCGUUUUGGAAAGGAUAUCGGAAUCCUUGAUAAUCUAUUACCUAGCUAUUUUGAACGUUGUAUAUCCGAUUUUUUGUGCUUAGUUUGUGGCGUUGUGGUGGCAAUGAUGGUCGUUCCUCUAUUGACACUAGCCUUCCUACUUUUAAUUGUCAUCUUAAUCAUUGUCUAUAAAUUCUUGGCUGGAAAGAUCGUUACUCUGAAAAGAAUGGGAUCAAAGAGCAAACUACAAUGUGUCCAAUUAUAUGUCGAUGUACUACAAGGUUUAAUAAGCAUUAGAGCUUUAUCGAGUAACAGUCAUUUUUUAACCAAAAUGUACAAAGCAAUGGAUUCAAGAUUCAACCUAGAAUUCUUUCAUUGUGCCGGACUUAGAUGGUUGCAACUAUGGAUGAACAUUUUAAUGGUUAUCUUCCAAACUUUAACUUGCCUAAGCUUUGUUUUCUAUAUGGAUACUAUAAAUUCAUUAUACGUUGCUCUCGCCUUGGUUUAUCUCCUUUUUACAACUGAUUCAUUUUUUGGUUGCUUUCGAAGAGCUAUUGAAUUAGAAACUUCUAUGAGUUCUGUCAAAAAAAUUCAAGCAUACGCAGCCACGGAAGCUGAAGAAAACCGUGAAACUAUACAAAAACCAACAGUUUGGCCGACUGAUGGUGUUUUAAUUGUCAAUAACUUAACUUUACACUUGGACGAUUAUAAUCAAAACGUUCUGGAUGGGGUAAAUAUGUAUGUUUGUCAAGGUCAAAAGAUUGCAGUUGUAGGUACAACUGGGUCAGGUAAAUCUUGGCUAAUGCCAGCGAUUUUUCAAAUGGUUAAAUCAUCCGGACGUAUUAUAUUAGAUUCUGUCGAUAUAUUAAAAUUGUCUGUUCAAGAGGCUAGAAAACCUAUUUCCGCAAUUCCAAGAGAUCCAUUCCUCUUUUACACAACUAUUAAAGGCAAUCUGGAUCCUCUAAACCAGUUUACUGACUUUGAACUAUGGAAAGUUUUAGAGAACGUUCAGCUGGCCGCCAAAAUCAGAUCAAUGCCUUCGCAAUUAGAAACUGUUAUCAGUAAUAAUGAUGGUUCCUUCUCAAACAGACAAAAACAAUUAUUAUGUCUGGCUCAAGCCCUGUUAGGAAAGACCUAUCUUAUCGUUAUUGAAGAAUCUGCAGACGAUAAAGAAGAUGCGUCUGAUGCGAUAAUCCAAUACGUUAUAUCGAGGCAUUUGAAGCACUGUUCAGUAAUUAUCAUUGCCAGUAAACUGAAGAGUAUCAGGGAGUGUGAUAAAAUCUACGUUUUUGGUAAUGGUAGGAUUAUCGAAGAAGGAACAUUUGACUCUUUAUUAUCGCUUGGUGGACUUUUUAGACAAUUAGUUUGA